UUGGCUAAUAAAAUGUUACGAAUUUGCCGCUUCUGCUGACAUUUUCAGUGGCUUAUCAUAAAAUUCUAACACAUGUGCUGCCAUCGAUAGCCACACAAAUAUCGCGAGCUUGCAAUCAUCCCUGGGCGACACAACUGGUUGUAUAUAUAUGUAUGCAUGUACAUAUAUAUAACGCGUAUUACAUACCUAUAUAAUAUUGCCAGCUCUGCACGUGAAAUCCGAAGGCGGCGAAAGUAAUCUGUGAUCAAAUCAAAAAUGUCCAAGGCGAAGGGAAAGAAGAAAGAGCGCUUUGAUGACGACGAGGAGCAGUUGGAGAAAGUGCAGGAGAAGAAGCCGCCGCCAAACAAGAAGGGUGGCAAGAAGGGAAAGCGAGGUGGUGGCGGCGACUCCAGCGACGAGGAUGUCGCGCCCAAGAGCAGGGACAACGAGGAUCUGGAGAGCAUAGCCUCCUCGAAUCAGAGCAAACAGCAACAGGCCAAAAAGCAGGCCAAGAAGGGAAAGAAGGGGAAAAAGAACGACGACUGGAGCGACGAGGAUGAGAAGCCAGCGAAGGGUGUGCCUGCCAACGAUCAGGAUGAGGAUGAUGAGGAGGAAGCGCCUCUUUCCAAGCCAGCUGCCAAAAAGCCACCGCCCAGCAAGAAAAACAAGAAGAACAAAAAGAAAAAUGACGAUUUCUCCGACGAAGAAGAACCCAAAAUGGAUCUAGACCUGGAGGAGCCUGAAGAUGAGGAAGAGACGGUGGUGGUGGCGGCCAAACCCGCCUCCAAGAAGUCCAAAAAGAAGCAACAGGCCCAGCAAAAGAACAAAUUCGCGAUGAGCGACGAUGAAGAUGAGGAGGUUGUAGAAGAUCUGCAGGAUGAAGACGACGACGAGGAGGAGCAGCUGUCCAACAAGCCUGCGGCCAAGAAGUCAAAGAAAAAGCAGCAGAAGCAGAAACUUCCCGUCAGCGAGGACGAAGAAGAGCCAGAGGAUGAGGAUGAGCAGCCCGAAAAGGAAGUGGAGGAGCAGAAGGAAGAGAAGGUACUCAGCGAGAAAGUGGCUGCUGUGAGUCUCAAGGAAAAAACCCCGGAACCAGAACCUGAACCUAAAGAGGAACCCGAGCCGGAACCCGAACCUGAACCUGAAGCUGAACCCGAGGAGGAAAACGAAGCGGAGGCGGAACCCAAGUCCGAGGAUAGCAAGGAAGCCAAGGAAAAGAAGCUAACCCACAAGGAGAAAAAGAAGCAAAAGAAGCAACAGGAGUACGAACGCCAAAUGGAGCUGAUGACCAAAAAGGGCGGGGCUGGACACUCUGAUCUGGACAACAAUUUCACCAUGUCGCAGGUGCAGAAAAGCGCUGGUCAACAGGCGGCUCUGGAGCACGCCGUGGACAUUAAGAUCGAGAAUUUCACAAUCUCAGCCAAAGGUAACGAUCUGUUUGUGAACGCCAACCUACUGAUUGCCCAUGGACGCCGCUAUGGCUUGGUGGGUCCCAACGGACACGGCAAGACCACUCUUCUCCGGCAUAUUGCCACACGUGCCUUCGCCAUACCGCCCAAUAUCGAUGUGCUGCUCUGCGAACAGGAAGUGGUAGCCACCGACAAGACGGCCAUCGAUACGAUCCUAGACGCGGAUGUGCGACGCACAGAGAUGUUGAAGAAGGCGGAUGAUCUGGAGAAACAAUUUGCCGCUGGAGAUUUAAGUGUUCAGGAGGAGCUUAACGAUGCCUUUACGGAACUCAAAGCCAUUGGAGCUUACUCAGCGGAAGCCAGGGCUCGGAGAAUAUUGGCCGGUUUGGGUUUCAGCAAGGAGAUGCAGGACAGACCCACGAACAAGUUCUCCGGAGGCUGGCGCAUGAGAGUGUCCCUAGCUCGAGCCCUCUAUCUGGAGCCCACGCUGCUCAUGCUCGACGAGCCCACCAAUCACUUGGAUCUUAAUGCUGUGAUUUGGCUAGAUAACUAUCUGCAGGGCUGGAAGAAGACCCUGUUGAUCGUGUCCCACGACCAGAGUUUCUUGGACAACGUGUGCAACGAGAUCAUCCAUCUGGACCAGAAGAAACUUCAAUACUACAAGGGCAACUAUUCCAUGUUCAAGAAGAUGUACGUGCAGAAACGUCGCGAGAUGAUCAAGGAGUACGAGAAGCAGGAGAAGCGUUUGCGGGAGCUAAAGGCUCACGGCCAGUCCAAGAAGGCGGCGGAGAAGAAGCAGAAGGAGUCGCUUACUCGCAAGCAGGAGAAGAACAAAUCCAAGCAGCAGAAACAGGACGAGGAUGAGGGUCCGCAGGAACUGCUGGCCAGGCCCAAGGAAUAUAUAGUCAAGUUCCGCUUCCCGGAGCCAUCGCAACUCCAGCCGCCCAUUUUGGGUGUCCACAAUGUCACCUUUGCCUUUACGGGCCAAAAACCGCUGUUCAUCAAGGCUGACUUCGGCAUUGAUCUUACCAGUCGAGUGGCCAUCGUUGGACCCAAUGGUGUCGGCAAGUCCACUUUCCUAAAGCUGCUGCUCGGAGAACUUGAGCCGCAGGAGGGUGAACAGCGCAAGAAUCAUCGCCUGCAUGUGGGUCGGUUUGAUCAGCACUCCGGCGAACAUCUCACGGCAGAAGAAUCGGCUGCGGAAUAUCUGCAGCGUCUGUUCAAUCUUCCGCACGAAAAGGCGCGCAAGGCAUUGGGUUCCUUUGGUCUGGUCAGUCAUGCCCACACCAUCAAGAUGAAGGAUCUAUCUGGCGGUCAGAAGGCACGUGUGGCCCUCGCCGAGCUUUGUCUGAGUGCUCCGGAUGUCCUGAUUCUCGAUGAGCCCACCAAUAACCUGGAUAUCGAGAGUAUCGACGCCUUGGCGGAGGCCAUCAACGAGUACGAAGGUGGCGUGAUCAUCGUUUCCCACGACGAGCGAUUGAUUCGUGAAACUGGAUGCACUCUCUACGUGAUUGAGGACCAGUCGAUCAACGAGAUCGACGGCGAGUUCGAUGACUACAGGAAGGAGGUGCUCGAUUCGCUGGGCGAGGUGGUCAACAAUCCUAGCGUGGUGGCCAAUGCGGCGGUGCUGCAAUAACCCUGGAGUUGGACCCGGACUUGGAGUCCACGCCACUGGUCAUCAUCUCGUCAGCCGGCUCGCCCUCUGUUAAUUGUUCAACUGUUGAAUGGUUUAUCCGCUAGUUAGCCUUUUUAUACCAACAUAUAUACAAUAACAAAUUGUGAAAGUAAAAGUUAUUACACAAGAAA
Molecule: messenger RNA, 3194 nt
Organism: Drosophila rhopaloa
Lineage: Eukaryota; Metazoa; Arthropoda; Insecta; Diptera; Drosophilidae
Product: ATP-binding cassette sub-family F member 1
Exons: 3
Coding region: 256-3024 (922 amino acids)
Molecular function (GO): ATP hydrolysis activity; ATP binding
Source: RefSeq, a predicted model, not a curated record